CUCCUCAGAAACACGAACCGAACCUUGAAAUUAGGGUUUAGGGUUUAACAAAUCUUGAACCUUGAAAUUUUUUGCAACUGUGCUGAGCAAAUGUCAAUGGCGACGCACCAGGCGGAAGGCAAUGGUAAACAAAACGACGAGCUACUGAACUCAAUACUGCAUUACACCGACUCCGAAGGUGACGAAGAAGAGUUGGAGGAUGAGACUUGGGAUGAUUGGCAUGACGAAGACGACGCCGGAGAGGAGGAUUGUUCAAACCCUCAGAUGCUCUGUCUCUUCUGUGACACACCGUUCAGUUCUUGCACUUCGCUCUUUGAGCACUGCGCAUCGGCACACUUUUUUGAUUUCUACGAAAUCAAGAAAGCUUAUAACUUGGAUUUCUACCAAUGUUUGAAGCUCAUCAAUUACGUUAGGUCUCAGGUAGCAGUUAAUAAACGAUGGAGUUGGGAGAUGGCAGUUAAUUUUGAUGGUAACAGGUUUCCAUGGGAUGAUGAUACGUAUCUCAAUCCCUUUCUACAAGAUGAUCCCCUGUUAUACAGUUUUGAUGAAGACGAUGUAGACGAGGAGUGUGAUAACAUGUUUGCUGACAAAAAUGAAAUGGAUUCAUAUUUAUCUCAAUUUGAGCAUAUUGAUCUUAAUGAAGAGAGUUUUUCUGAUAGAGGAGCAUCUGAACCCAUAGUUCCAUGUGAUAAUGGGGGGAAAGAUGGUGAAUCAUCGUCUCAUAAGGAUAUGACUACUGCGAAGCCUUUUGAAAGUCUAGCGGUGGAUGAUACCAGCUAUGCAGCGGGUGGGAUUUUGUCCAACAGAAAUGGGAAAAACAAGAUGGACACUUUUCCUUCUUCAAGGAUUGUAGCAAAAGAGAUCACAGAUAUCAAUAAAAAUUAUUUUGGCUCAUAUAGUUCAUUCGGCAUUCAUAAGGAAAUGAUCAGUGACAAGGAAAGAACUGAUGCUUAUAGACAAGCUCUUGUGGAGAAUCCUUCUCUUCUGAAAAACGCAGUUGUUAUGGAUGUUGGUUGUGGGACAGGCAUUCUGAGCCUAUUUGCAGCCCAAGCUGGAGCUUCCAGAGUUAUUGCAGUUGAAGCUAGUGAAAAGAUGGCUUUAGUGGCUUCCCAGUUUAACUCUGGUUUUGGUUAUGACAACGACACCAAAAAAUUCACGGCCCCAGAUGAAGUAUGGGAUGCGUAUAUAGAGGCUCACCCAAAAGAUGCAUACUUACGCACUGGGAGUUUUUCAGAUUUUGAUGACUUGAGGCUUGUUGUUGGAAACGGUGUGGCUGUAGGAAGAAAUGCAAUUGGAGUGGGCAGUGCUACCGAUGCUAGGACAAUAGGAGUUGAUGAAAGUAGAGGUCCGCUCAUAGAGGAGUUGAAUUACGAUGCUGCUAAUGAGGCGUUUGUAGUACCGGGUGAAGAUGAUCCACCGUUAUCCGGCUCCAAAUCACCUUUGGAGUCCACUGAAGUGCCUGUGGAGUCCACUCAGAGAAGAGCUCCCGCCAAAAGAAGCAGAGGCCAGUUUGAGAUAAAUUCAGGCCACACUGAAAAUAGUUCGCAUCAGGAGCUCAUGGUAGAAAUUAAAAAAGUCACUAGCACAAUGGGUCGAGUUGAAAGCCUCUUCGUGAAACGAGAUACUAUGCUGGAGAGAAGAGAAAAAGAAAAAGGUUAUACAACUUGGGAUGCUAUCAAAGAAAUUCCUGAUUUGAGUGAAGAUGCCCGCUACACAGCAUUUGACUUGCUUGUUACUAAGUCACAAAAAGAUGAAUUUAUGAAAAUGACUGUUCCUGAACGCAAAAGAUGGAUAGAAUCCAAGACUAGGAAAUAG
Molecule: messenger RNA, 1815 nt
Organism: Salvia miltiorrhiza (redroot sage)
Lineage: Eukaryota; Viridiplantae; Streptophyta; Magnoliopsida; Lamiales; Lamiaceae
Product: probable protein arginine N-methyltransferase 3
Exons: 6
Coding region: 91-1815 (574 amino acids)
Source: RefSeq, a predicted model, not a curated record